This is a messenger RNA of Thermochaetoides thermophila DSM 1495, 1914 nucleotides long. RefSeq lists its product as uncharacterized. Gene Ontology annotation, biological process: protein ubiquitination. The coding region runs from base 1 to 1914 and encodes 637 amino acids. The record is from RefSeq and is a predicted model, not a curated record. Gene Ontology annotation, molecular function: ubiquitin protein ligase activity; zinc ion binding. The transcript has 2 exons. Gene Ontology annotation, cellular component: cytoplasm. Lineage: Eukaryota; Fungi; Ascomycota; Sordariomycetes; Sordariales; Chaetomiaceae.
AUGUCCUCUCACCGGCAGAGAGAAAUCAUCCGCUGUCACGCGUGCGACUAUGAGUGGCCUCGUGAAAACAACCCGGAACUAGUCUGCCCGCUAUGUAAUAGCACUUUCUGUGAGAUUUUCCCUGCGUCCAGCGAUACGCCCCCCGAUGUAGGCCAGCAGCACUUUUCUUCAAGCAGCAGUAGCGGCCCUGGUGGCUAUCGCAGCACAACCGUUUCCGAUCCCGACCCGGAUGAUAUGGAUAUGGACGACUUUCCGGACCCGUUGCGGCGCCGCCCUUCUCUAUCUCCAUGGGAGAUGCUCUUCCCUGGGCUGUUUCAGGAUGCACGUCAGAGGAUGGCUGAGAACGAGGCCCGUGCCAGAGUAGCCGAGAGUGAGGCUAUCUUGCGCCGUUUUGCAGAUAUGCUGAUGAACGACCUGGGCGCCGCUCGAGUCUUGCAGUCUGGCUCGCCGUUUGGUGGUCCUGGUCCCAGUUUGUUUGGAAGCCCGGAGCCAGAGCCGCUCGGCGGCGCAAGAAUAGAGCAGACUACCUACCAUACUGGCCCAUUCGGUACGGCGACGAGGACGACCUUCAGCUUCAGCACCGGUGGCCCCUCUCUUCGCGAUGAGCCGCCGCAGAUGCCGACCAACUUCUUUGACACUAACCAGUACGUCUCCUCCUCCUACUCCUCCUCCUCCUCGCCCUCCGCACCAUCCACACCUGCUUCUUAUUUCUCCGCGUCGUCUUCAUCCCGACUAGCUUCGGAACCGGACCCUGAUAUCCCUCCUCCUCGUCAUCCCCAACGACUACUGUUUCCUCGAAUACGCAUCAUUGCUGUUAGGGCCGGAGACGGAUCGACUAACCCUCCUGUUCACUCUAGGUUACUCAACAUACUCCUAGGCAACCCCAUCCUGGCAGCUGCCGCGGACGACGCCGGCCACGGCGGCGGUCGUCACUCCCGCGGCAGUCCAUCCCCAGGCUCCGGCUUCACUUUUAGUUUUGGCAUCCCUCCCCAGCAUAAUCAGCAGCAGCACCCGGAUCCCCUCCUUGGACCCUUCCAGACCUUCUUCCAGUCCCUAUUCAACCCGGCCGAGGCGGUGCAUGGCGACGCAGUCUUCACCCAGGAAGCGCUCGACCGCAUCAUCUCCCAGCUGAUGGAAAUGUCCCCACAAACCAACGCUGCGCCCCCCGCGUCUGAGGCAGCAAUUAAUCGGCUGCAAAAGAAGAAGGUCGAUGAUGAGAUGCUUGGCCCUGAGGGUAAAGCCGAGUGCACGAUCUGUAUGGAUGACCUUAAGAAGGGCGAUGAAGUGACCGUGCUCCCCUGCAAGCAUUGGUACCAUGGGGAGUGUGUCACCAUGUGGCUACGCGAACAUAAUACCUGCCCGAUAUGUCGCAUGCCGAUUGAGUCGGAUAAUCUCAAUCCAAAUAAUUAUAAUAACCCGUCGCCAGAGCAGUUACGGAGGACACAGCAACAGAGUCAGAGUGGAAGUCAGCAUACCAGGUCGACUUCGUCGAGUAAUACUCUCAGCCCGAAUGAUAAUAACAGUAGCAGCAGUCGUCGACGUGCUCGCUCGCCUAGAUCGCCGAGGGAGAAUGCUGAGCGGCUGGCGGCCAUUCGUAGAUUGGCUGACCCUAGUAGUGAUCAUUCUUCUUCAUCAGGGAGUAGGAGGGCUGAUUCCCCUCCUCCUUCCUCGGGGAGUUAUUUGAACCCUGGCAGUGGUGGGAAUGAUGCUUCGAGGCCGAGGAGCAGUGGUGCGGCGGGGGCGUGGGGAUGGGGGGGUACUAAUUGGGGGUUUGGGGAGUUGGAGAGAGAGAGGGAACGUGAACGUGAACGGGAACGGGAGAGGGAGAGGGAGCAGAGAGAUAAUAACAAUAGUGGAGGUAGUGGGGGGAUGACGGGAUGGUUGAGAGAUCAUUUUAGGUAUGGGAGGGGUUGA